Messenger RNA from Seminavis robusta, 654 nucleotides. Lineage: Eukaryota; Bacillariophyta; Bacillariophyceae; Naviculales; Naviculaceae. The record is from the annotation of a GenBank genome assembly.
AUGGCGGACAUGAACACUGCUGAUCCGAAGAGAGAGAUGUGCAACAAUCGGUGCGAGGACACUACAUCCUUUGCGGACCUGGUGGACAAACAAAAUCCUCGGCUGCCGCUUGUUCCGAACCUUCCCGACUACUGCCCAUCCCCAUCAAGGAUGCUUACAAUGAGGAGAUGCCCUUUGGCGCCACGAAAGCCGAAACGUUCGAGCAAUGAUGCGGAGUCUACGUUUCCCUUGAAGCACCCCAAUAUGGAACUUCAAAGUAACGGUGCCAAGCGCUCAAAUGCACUCGUGAAUAUGGUUUGCUGGAAGGCUCUCAGUAUGGAAACCAACUGCAACGAGUCAUCGAAUGACCACGAAAUGAAUGUCUUCCCAACGAUCUUUGCAGGACAAGAAGAUGAAAACAAGGGGGUACCUUCCACUUUGGCCGUUGCCACAGGAGGUGCCCAUGCGGCGAUGUUAUCUCCCCUAUCGUCUCCCUCCAAGUUGCACGAUAACAGCACAUCUGUGCUGGCAGCGACAGUGUUUGCGGGACCACCUCCCCCACCUCGACCCAUGAACUUUCAGGAUGUGAUGGUGUUUACUCCACACGAGAAAGAGAAACGAAGGCCGCUGCCGCUGGGUCGAGGGGGUGAUUGCCUUCUGCUGCCAACUUUGUAA